GUUCCCGGAACCGUGCUGCGCGGGCGACGCACGGGGCGGCGCCGUUCCCUUGUUCGCCAUACUUGCACUGGAGCGCAGAGCAACGAACGCACUUACUGCAAAGGCACCUGAAAUCACUCCUGCAUUUAAUAUAAAGACAUGGCUGACGAUGACGUGACUACGGAGCAGCUAGCAGCCAUUGCCGCCGAAAAUGAGGAAGUAGACACGGUGGUCUACAAGGCGCCUGCUAAGAAGACACUGCAAGAGCUCCAAGACCUGGAUAAAGAUGAUGAGAGUCUACGCAAAUAUAAGGCAGCCCUACUUGGCUCUGGGCAAACUGAGGCUGAUCCCUGUGUUCCAAAUGUUCAAGUGACCAAAAUGUGUCUGGUCUGUGAAUCAGCCCCAAACCCCCUGGUCCUGGACCUGACAGGAGACCUGGAAGCCUUUAAUAAGCAGGCAUUCAUCCUGAAGGAGGGAGUUGAAUACAAAAUAAAGAUCGGCUUUAAGGUGAACAGGGAGAUUGUUUCGGGUCUGAAGUAUGUGCAGCAGACAUACAGGAAAGGAGUGAGGAUUGAUAAAUCGGAAUACAUGGUUGGCAGCUACGGACCUCGUCCAGCUGAAUAUGAAUUUCUGACAGCGAUGGAGGAGGCUCCCACAGGCAUGCUGGCCCGCGGAAACUACUCUAUCAAAUCCAAGUUUACCGAUGACGACAAGCACGACCACCUGUCCUGGGAGUGGAACCUCAACAUCAAGAAAGACUGGAAAGACUAAAAGAGGCCUUUGUUUUUGUGGGGGGUGAGGGAAUCAAGAUUACCCCCCAGCCCUGUGCAUUCCUCAGCCGCUGUCUCCCCCUCUGUCCUUCCCCGCCAUGUGUUCACCGCCAUUUCUGCCUUCUCUAUUUUGACUUAGUCAUGCAUUUCAUGCUCUCAUGCCUUAGUUCCUGCCUCGCUGUCUUAACCCCUAGUUGUCCUCCUCACCUCUCUGUCAGCAGCAGUAGCAUCGGCAGUAGCAGCAGCCUCCCCCCGUCCGUCCAUCACUUUCCCACAUAUGUCUCAUGGUUUGCACACGAACCACCUUCCAGCUUCACUCACCCACCUGAGCUGUUACUUGUAGCACCUUACUUCCUCACACCCAGCCCUCUAUUUGUCUUCUGUCCCAGUUUUUUUGCUGCUUGAAGAGAUUAACCCCGCCUUCCACCUCUCCAGACUGGUGUCUUCCUCUCUCAGUAUGAAGUACAUGUGGAAAAGCAACUGUACAAUCAACUUUUGUUUGCCUUUUUUAUAUAAUUGUAUCAAUGGUUGUGUAAUGUAGCUGUAUUCACAUCAUUGUUAAUCAGCUGUUGUGUUUAUCGCAGGCCCCACCACAUCCACCUGCACCCCUCAAACACGCACUUGUUCUACAGCAUUACUUUGCUUACCUACACACUUGCUGUCUUUUGAUAUGAUUACCAAUACCUGCCUUGGAAAACAGUAAUUCAGAUCUGCUGUACAGCACCUCCCUUCCUCUCUUCCCUAAAUGCAUUCACACACACCCCUCCUCAAUUGGGACUGGGGCCAAAGUCAAUGAGGGAGUAAAGUACAGAGCUGUUAAAUUGAUGUGGACAGAAAAAAACAAGUUCCUGGUGCACAGCAGAAACUAAGGGAAAGUUUUGCACAUUUGCAUGAAUUCUUUUUUCAUCAUCAGGUUUCUUGUUCCUCUAGAAGAUUUGCUCACAAGAAGGUUGUUCAUGAGGUUUUUAGUGCACACAAGAAAGCUCUGCGUGCUCACAAGAAGGUAGUUUUAUGCUAAACAUCAAGUUUUUUUGUACACACAAGGGCACUUCUUGAGCUCACAAGAAGGUUUUCUUGUGCUACUGAGGUUUCUGUUGUACACUUAAAGUUUUGUGUGCUAAGGAGAGUUUUAUAGGCCUCCUGUCCUCACAGUAAGUUUUGUGAACCUUUGGGAAAGUUUCAUGUGCUUGCUGAAAAAUUCUACCUUCUCACAAGAAGGUUGUUUUAUUCUUUAGAGGAAGUUUUGUGUGUCCAUGAGAAGGUUUCAUGCGCAAACAGAUUUUGUGAGCAUGAACUAGUUGUCUCUGCGAAGCUGAAACUUGUUAUUUUUCCUGAUCACGUCCCCCCUCGUGCUCUGUAGUAAAGAAAACAACGGUUAGAAAAAAAGCUGCCUUAUGUAUCGAAUAAUGUCUGAAAUGUUUUUUAGUAUGCCUUGUGUGCAUGAGCAGCACUAGCUAUCAUGUAGCCUGUAUAUCAAGGGCUUACUCUCGCUACCAACUCAUCUGUAGCCCUGUUGUAGUAGAGACAGUUUAUACAGGACUCUCAGAUACCGCUCUGCACACGCCCACUGCCCCCAAAAAUAAACUUAACCAUGUAAUGAAAGGGGACUGAAUGUUGUUGAUUGGAGAAAAGAUGCCAAACCAAGCAGGACAGUAUUGUUGAAUCUCCUUUUAGCCUUGAGGCCUUAGCACUAACUAUGAGGAAAUCACACAUUUUGAAUUUUGCCUUUUUUGAACUAUUUGUUGCCCCUGUUUGCCUUACUGUAAUGCAUUCCCGCUACUAAAUUCCCUCAAUGUUGCUUGUUCAGAACUUUUAGUCUGUAGUCAGGAGAGCUUCAGUGAGGAGGAGGCUGAGCCAAGCACCGUCUGCUGCUGGAGACCUCGGCGGUGUCUGGUCUCUCCCCCAUGCAGACUGAAAAAGGAGAAAGGAAGCUGACCAGACCUCUCUUUAGCCUUUUAGCCCUCACAGGAAGAAAGCAGUGAAAGGAAAUGUAAGGUGACACUACAGGUAAAAUACUUCCUCAGUAUUUAAUGAGGCAGAGGGUUUUAACACAACUUACUGAUCGUAAUACUCAACUGAAAUCGACUCGUACUGUACCAGAACAUAUGGAUGUAACUUAUUUUUGUUUCUUCUGAUAAUGAUGUACUUCCUGCUCCAUACAUUCCUUCACAUUGUACAGUUUCUAUGAAAACGCUGGCAUGCUGGUGGGGUUGUAUAUUCUAUCAUCAUUUGUGAUUGCUCUUCUCAGUCAAUAAAGGUUUUGCUCAA
Messenger RNA from Cheilinus undulatus (humphead wrasse), 3017 nucleotides. Its product is annotated as rho GDP-dissociation inhibitor 1-like. Gene Ontology annotation, molecular function: protein binding; Rho GDP-dissociation inhibitor activity. Bases 139 to 750 code for a protein of 203 amino acids. Gene Ontology annotation, cellular component: membrane; cytoplasm; cytosol. Gene Ontology annotation, biological process: Rho protein signal transduction. The record is from RefSeq and is a predicted model, not a curated record. The transcript has 6 exons. NCBI's taxonomy places the organism in Eukaryota, Metazoa, Chordata, Actinopteri, Labriformes, Labridae.